AUGGCGGCUCCCAAGGGAGCGUGGUGCCCAGCCUGCGGGCUGGCAGCCCUGGCCCCCACCACGCAGCGGGACGUCCUCAUCGCGCUGGCAAAGCAGAGCAUCCUCUCCAAACUCCGCUUGCCAGACAGGCCCAACAUCACUCAGCCCACGUCCAGGGGGGUCCUGCUGACCGCUCUCCGCAGGAUGCGUGCGCAGCGCGUGGACACGGCCAUCUCCCCCGGGAUGCCCCAUGACGGCAGCAUCCCACACCUGCGUCCUGGGAUAGGCCUGCAGGAAUAUGAGAUCUUGAGUUUUGCCGAAUCAGGGUCCUCCACCUCCCGCAGCGUUCACCUGCAUUUCCACUUCACCCGGGAGCUGGCUGGGAGCACUGAAAUCCUGCAAGCCACCCUCUACCUGUUUUGGGCAGUCCCUGGCCCCGGGAUGCAUCCUGUCACCGUCAGACUCUUGCAGCCAGACCCAACGGGGCUGAACAUGACCGUGGCCAGCGAGACACGGCUGGAGGUGCAGAGGGCUGGUUGGGCCACACUGGACGUGGGCCGAGCUGUCCAGAGCCUCUUUGGCCAAGGGAGUCAGAGGCUCACUGUGGAGCUGGAGGUGGCGGAGGACUGGGGGUCUCCCCUCCUGGCUGGCCGUGGUGAUUCCCACUGGCCAUUUGUGGCAGCCCAGGCUCGGGCCAGGACGCCCCACCGGGUCCAGCGGCGCGGCAUUGAUUGCAGCGGGGACUCUCAGAUGUGCUGCCGCCAGGAUUUCUUUGUGGACUUCAAGGAGAUCGGCUGGGAAGACUGGAUCAUCCAGCCAGAGGGAUAUCACAUGAACUACUGUGCGGGGCUCUGCCCCCUACACAUGGCUGGCAUCCCUGGUCUCGCUGCCUCCUUCCACACGGCCGUCCUCAACCUCAUCAAAGCCAACAACGCGAACGCAGCUGUGGACUCCUGCUGCGUGCCCACACAGCGUCGCCCCCUCUCUCUGCUCUACUAUGACCGGGACAGCAACAUCGUCAAGACCGACAUCCCCGACAUGAUUGUCGAUGCCUGUGGUUAUCUGCCCGUGGAUUCCUCUCUGCCCAUGAGCCACGGCCCGCGAGGCCAUCUCCUGAUGGACACCAGGAGGGUCCUUCCGCCUCCAGGACUUCGCAGGGCACAACUCCCUGGGUGGGCGGGUGGUGUCCGCCGGGGCCCCGACGACGACGAGCAGGGCUACGAGAUCAUCAGCUUCGCGGAGCCAGAGCCCACAUCUCCCUCUGGCUUGGGGCUGCGGUUCCAGUUCAGCCGUACACAAGACCAGGACAUUCACAUCCUGCAGGCUCAGCUUUGGCUCUACCUUCGAGUUCCCCGAGACCUGGUAGCCAGCCUCACCCUGAGAAUCUUCCUUGCUGGUGGGGAAGGUGAUUUAGUAGGGGGCAAUCGCACGUUGCUGAGCGAGAGGCGACUGAGUGCUAAGGGCAGUGGCUGGCGUGCCUUCACCCUCAUGCCUGCCCUGCAGAGUUUCUUUGGGGGAGAGCACAGGACCCUGUGGCUGGAACUGGAAGGUCACGGGGAUGGGGGUGAUAUCAUGGCAAUAGUCAAUGCCAGCUGGUCCCACCAGCCCUUCUUGGUGGCUGAGGCAAAGGUGUGGGAGCCAGGACACCAUGUGGCCAAGCGCAGCCUCCGCUGCAGCCAGAACUCCAACCUCUGCUGCCGCAAGGACUACUACGUGGAUUUCCGUGACAUCGGUUGGAACGACUGGAUCAUUAAGCCUGAGGGCUACCAGAUAAACUACUGCGUGGGCCAGUGCCCUCUACAUGUGGCAGGCAGCCCUGGGAUGGCCUCUUCUUUCCACACAGCUGUCUUCAACCUCGUCAAAGCUAACAACAUCCAGGCAUCAGGGCACUCCUGCUGCGUGCCGACGCGACGCCGGCCACUCUCUGUCCUCUACUUCGAUCGCAAUAGCAACAUUGUCAAGACUGACAUCCCUGACAUGAUUGUUGAUGCCUGUGGCUGUAGCUAG
Haliaeetus leucocephalus (bald eagle) is the source of this 1986-nucleotide messenger RNA. RefSeq names its product inhibin, beta C (gene INHBC). Gene Ontology annotation, cellular component: extracellular region. Gene Ontology annotation, biological process: BMP signaling pathway; SMAD protein signal transduction. Gene Ontology annotation, molecular function: growth factor activity; cytokine activity; hormone activity. Lineage: Eukaryota; Metazoa; Chordata; Aves; Accipitriformes; Accipitridae. The transcript is spliced from 5 exons. The record is from RefSeq and is a predicted model, not a curated record. Bases 1 to 1986 code for a protein of 661 amino acids.